GGAUGAACACCUACUGGCUGGAUGGCGACAGUUUUAUGUGGUUCUGGCUUCUAUUGUUUGGCUAUUAACACGCUUCUGCCAAACCCUACUUGGCGCUUUGACGGCACAACAGUAUUUCCGUACCAGCCCUUCUUUUGUGGCCCUCGUUUGGCGUCCAAAUUCUGAUCUUACCCACUUUCUUCUUUCCGAUGAGCUUGCUUCCCCGCAUCAAUCCAAGACUGAAUUGUUUGGAGAGACGGCUGAUGAUGUCUAUGGAAAGCUUUUUAUAAAGGCAUGGCAUGUCCGCCAGGGUUGGCAUGCCUUUGUUGAUUGCUCAUCAGCUUAUCUGUUUCAAACAUAAGGAGCAACAUGCCGUUCGGAAUCCUCGAAGACAACCAUUUGGACAUUGUUCCAGGAACUGCCAACCUCAAUGAUCAGGAGGAUGCCGCGACGAUCUACGCCCAUCUACCACCUAGCUUGCUCAAGCAUGGCAAGGGAAGAUUCUCUCACGUCGUCCUAGUGCCUCAGCCGUCUGAUUCCCCAAACGAUCCGCUCAACUGGCCGCAAUGGAAAAAGGAGUGCAUCCUUUUGAUCGUGGGUUUCUCUGCCGCCGUUGUUGGAGCUUACGGACCUAUGCUCUCGCCUGGAUUCGUCGUUAUUGCCGAAGAUUUCGGAAUCUCCGUCAAUUCCAUGUCGCAAACUACUUCGUGGCUCACGCUCACUAUCGGACUCGCUCUCGUCAUCAUCAACCCUCUUGCAAAGGCCUAUGGAAAGCGUCCAAUGUACAUCUUCGCCAUCACCUUGAUGUUUACGAGCUGUAUCUGGGGAGGAGCCUCUACUAGCUUCAACUCUCUUUUGGGCAGCAGAAUUUAUGCUGGAUUUGGGAUGGCUCCUUAUGAAGUUCUAGUGCAGUGUACUCUCAAUGACAUGUACUUUGUCCACGAGAAGGCGACCCGCGUCGCAGUGUGGAAUCUUUUCCUACUCUGCGGUAUUUCAGGUGGAGGUCUUGUCGCUGGUUACAUUAUUCAAAAUAUGCACUGGAAGUGGACUUUCUGGUUCUGUGCUAUAUUUUUCGGUGUACUCAUGUUUUUCGUGUUCUUUUUUGUGCCCGAAACAACAUUUAUCCGCCCACCUUUGGACAUUAUUCCGGAUCAGCUCAACCUUGAGGAAAAGAAGGAGGCUCUGCAGAUUGAAGACACCCAUGCUACCUCUGAUAAAGAGGAUGCGGAGUUUGACGCGGAGCGCGAGGCUGUCCACCCUGUGCAUUGGGGUUCCGAUGACCCGAAGAAAAGCUUUACUGCUUCUCUUGCCGUCUACACUGGUCGCUACUCAGCUGCUCCUCUCUGGAGAAUCAUCUGCCGUACUCUGAUUGUCUUCUUCUACCCUGCCGUCUUCUGGGCUUUCUUGGUCAUCGGUACUACGACCACCUGGAUUGUUGUCUUCAGCGUUGUCAAUGCGUCCAUCUUCACCGCCCCACCCUAUAACUUCUCUGUCAGCCAGACUGGUCUUAUUGGAAUCUCGCCUUUCGUUCUGGUCAUUAUCGGAGAGCUCGCAGCUGGUCCCCUCAACGAUUACUUGUGCGUCUACUUGGCUAAAAAGAACAAGGGUAUCUAUGAGUCGGAGUUCCGCCUGGUCUUGAUCAUCCCUGUGAUGAUUUUGGGAGCUUGCGGGUUUUUCGGAUUCGGCGCUUGCGUACACUACCAGACACACUGGAUGGGCCCUGUCUUCACUUACGGCCUCGCCAAUAUGAGCAUGGCUGUUGCGUCCGGUUGCGUUUUUGGCUACGUGAUGGAUUCACAUCCGAAACUCUCUGAGGAAGCGUUUGUCGCUAUCAAUCUACGCAACGUACUUACCUUCGGCUUGACCUACUUUGUCAACGACUGGCUGGAGAAAGAUGGCGCUCUUAAGGUGUUUUGUAUCUUGGGCAUGCUGUUUGUAUUGUCGUGCUUGAGUACCAUUCCGUUGUGGAUCUUUGGAAAGCGCGCGCGGAGCUUUAUCGCUCGUAAUAAGUUCCUCAACGAUUUCAUGAAUGACGAGUGAAUCUGUGUAGGGUUUGUUUCUAAUUCUGUCCUUGAUAUUAUCAAAUUAAUAAUUGUCGCUUUUAUAAGAAGUAAUGUAAUGGUAGAGUCUAGUGACACUAGUCAAGGAACUCGCGGUAUCCGUAGUUGA
This is a messenger RNA of Myxozyma melibiosi, 2148 nucleotides long. Its product is annotated as serine/threonine kinase 16. Gene Ontology annotation, molecular function: transmembrane transporter activity. The transcript has 3 exons. The record is from RefSeq and is a predicted model, not a curated record. Gene Ontology annotation, biological process: transmembrane transport. Bases 349 to 2019 code for a protein of 556 amino acids. Lineage: Eukaryota; Fungi; Ascomycota; Lipomycetes; Lipomycetales; Lipomycetaceae. Gene Ontology annotation, cellular component: plasma membrane.